Molecule: messenger RNA, 4667 nt
Organism: Prosopis cineraria
Lineage: Eukaryota; Viridiplantae; Streptophyta; Magnoliopsida; Fabales; Fabaceae
Product: mediator of RNA polymerase II transcription subunit 16
Exons: 17
Coding region: 148-3906 (1252 amino acids)
Biological process (GO): regulation of DNA-templated transcription
Cellular component (GO): mediator complex
Source: RefSeq, a predicted model, not a curated record
CACCCCCCACCCCCACUCACACUAAUCUCUCUAUCUUUUGACAGUGAUAUCUGUCGCCUUCAAUUGGGGACUUUCCGCCACUACAAUUUUUUGUCCUCUCCCUUGUCUCUGUUCCCUAUUGGGUUAUAAAAAUUGGGGUAUUUGGGUAUGAAUCAAAUUUCUGGGACAAAGGACCCAGAGGACGGGCCCGUGGCUCAGUCUCAGUCGCAGUCUCUGCCUCAACCUGAGCUCCAGGAGGUUACCAAGGGUUUGGACAAGACUGAAUCGGUGGGUGGGGAAGAGGAGGCCGUGCUGGAGGAGAAACCAGUGGGCGAUCCAAUGGAGGAAGAUCCAGUGAGUUCUGCUACUGUUUUCUGCAUCAAGCUGAAGCAACCUAGGUCUAAUUUGCAGCACAAGAUGAGUGUGCCGGAACUUUGUCGCAAUUUCAGUGCUGUUUCCUGGUGUGCAAAACUAAAUGCUAUAGCGUGUGCUGCUGAAACAUGCGCCAGAAUCCCAAGUUCAACUACAAACCCACCAUUUUGGAUCCCUAUACAUAUUGUCAUCCCAGAGAGGCCUACUGAAUGUGCAGUGUUCAAUGUCAUAGCAGAUUCUCCCCGAGAUUCUGUUCAGUUCAUUGAAUGGUCUCCUAUUUGUUGUCCGCGUGCAUUAUUAAUAGCUAAUUUCCAUGGGAGGGUGACCAUUUGGACUCAACCAUCUCAAGGUCCAGCUAAUCUUGUGCAUGAUACUAGCUGCUGGUGGCGUGAGCAUGAGUGGCGGCAGGAUGUUGCAGUUGUUACAAAGUGGCUAUCAGGGAUGUCUCCGUAUAGGUGGCUUUCAUCCAAAUCGAGUGUUUCUGCCAAUUUGACAUCAACAUUUGAAGAAAAAUUUCUUUCACAGCAAUCUCAAAGUUCAGCUAGAUGGCCCUAUUUUCUUUGCGUCUGUUCCAUUUUCUCAUCAGGCUCUGUUCAACUUCAUUGGUCCCAGUGGCCUCCUAGUCAGAAUGGUGAGGCACCCAAAUGGUUUUGCACCAGUAAAGGGCUCUUGGGUUGUGGGCCCAGUGGAAUUAUGGUUGCUGAUGCUAUCAUAACAGACAGUGGUGCCAUGCAUGUGGCAGGCGUGCCUACUGUGAACCCAUCCACCAUUGUUGUUUGGGAGGUUACUCCUGGGCCCGGAAAUGGCUUCCAAGUAACUCCAAAGACAAGUACUAGUAAUGGUGUCCCCCCUUUUAGCCCACCUAGCUGGGCAGGUUUUGCACCUUUAGCUGCAUAUUUGUUUAGUUGGCAAGAUUAUCUGUUAUCUGAAGCAAAGCAAGGGAAAAAACAAACAGAUCAAAGCCUUGUUGAUGCUGUGCCACUUCACUGCUCACCAGUUUCAAAUUUUUCUGCAUAUGUUAGUCCUGAAGCUGCAGCUCAAUCUGCUGCAACUACUACAUGGGGUUCUGGCGUAACAUCAGUGGCUUUUGAUCCAACUCGUGGUGGUUCUGUGAUAACUGUAGUGAUAGUUGAGGGACAAUACAUGUCCCCUUACGACCCAGAUGAAGGUCCAUCAAUUACAGGCUGGAGAGUACAGCGCUGGGAAUCAUCUUUUCAAAAUGUUGUCCUUCAUCCAAUAUUUGGAAACCCCACCUCCAGUAUGGGUGGACAGCCACCUGUGCAAACUGUUUGGCAGUCUAAGGUGGACUUGAGCAUACCACCCACAGAUGAUUUCAAAAUUCAUCAAGCAGCUGCUGCUGGACUGACUGGAGUUGUGCAAAAGGCAUCUGAACCUGGUUUUGAUAAGUCAAAAAGGGUCGGGUUUGAUCCAUCUGAUCUUCCAAGUGAUGUUAGAGCACUUUCUCGAGUUGUUUACUCUGCUCAUGGUGGUGAAAUUGCCAUUGCUUUUCUUCAUGGUGGAGUCCACAUCUUUUCUGGCCCAAAUUUUACACCUGUUGACAGUUAUCAGAUUAAUGUUGGAUCUGCAAUUGCUGCUCCUGCUUUUUCUGCAACGAGCUGCUGUUCAGCUUCUGUUUGGCAUGACACUAGCAUGGACCGUACAAUAUUGAAAAUAAUCAGGGUUCUUCCUCCUGCUGUUCCAGUUAGUCAAGUGAAGGCCAACUCAUCAUCCUGGGAGCGUGCAAUUGCUGAAAGGUUUUGGUGGAGCCUGAUGGUUGGUGUUGAUUGGUGGGAUGCUGUGGGCUGCACACAGAGUGCUGCUGAGGACGGUAUUGUCUCACUGAACAGCGUUAUUGCAGUCUUGGAUGCAGAUUUUCAUUCACUUCCUACUACUGAGCAUAGGCAACAGUAUGGCCCUAGUCUAGACAGGAUAAAAUGUAGGCUACUGGAAGGAACAAAUGCCCAAGAGGUCAGGGCCAUGGUUUUGGAUAUGCAAGCUAGGUUGUUAUUGGAUAUGCUUGGGAAAGGAAUUGAAUCAGCUUUGUUAAAUCCUUCUGCUUUAGUGGCUGAACCAUGGCAAGCAUCUGGUGAGACAUUAUCCAACAUUGAUCCUGAAGCAAUGGCUGUUGAGCCUGCACUUGUUCCGAGUAUCCAAGCUUAUGUUGACGCUGUUCUUGAUCUUGCUUCACAUUUUAUUACACGUCUGCGGCGUUAUGCAAGUUUCUGUCGUACAUUGGCGAGUCAUGCUGUGACUGCAGGCACUGGAAGUAACCGCAAUAUGGUUACUAGUCCUACCCAAAGUUCUCCUGCUCCUGCAACAAAUCAGGGGCAAGUUCAGGGUCAGGGAGGUCAGAAUGGGACCACCAGUUCUACUGGAAGCACUCAGAUGCAAGCUUGGCUACAAGGGGCAAUUUCAAAGAUUGGUAGUAGCACUGAUGGAGUGUCCAAUCCACCUCCAAAUCCCAUCAGUGGUCCUUCAUCGUUUAUGCCCAUUAGUAUUAAUACUGGAACAUUUCCUGGAACACCUGCUGUAAGACUUAUUGGGGACUGCCAUUUCCUACACAGAUUGUGCCAACUUUUGCUUUUCUGUUUUUUCUUUCGGAGAACACAACUUCCCCGCUAUAUGGGGGCUGCACAUAGAACCGCUGAUGCAAAUAUGCAGAAACCCCAAGCUAAUGGUCCUGCUCCUGCCAAGGUAGAGGAUGCUGCGAAGCCAUUGUCAGGUGUAGUGAGGUCAGAUGAUAAUCAAACAGGUCGUGCUGGUCAGCUAGUGCCUGGGACUAAAGGAGGUGAGGAAGCAUCAUCUGGGCGUUCACGAUUGGGCACUGGAAAUGCUGGUCAAGGCUAUACAUUUGAAGAGGUGAAGGUGCUUUUCUUGAUACUUAUGGACCUCUGUCGCCGAACUGCUGGUUUGCAACACUCUUUACCAGUUUCUCAAGUGGGAAGUAGUAACAUUCAGGUUCGGCUGCAUUAUAUUGAUGGGAACUAUACUGUUCUGCCAGAGGUUGUUGAAGCAUCCCUUGGGCCACAUAUGCAGAACAUGCCCCGUCCUAGAGGUGCAGAUGCUGCUGGAUUACUUCUUCGUGAGUUAGAACUCCACCCUCCGGCAGAAGAGUGGCAUAGACGGAAUAUGUUUGGUGGACCUUGGUCGGAUCCAGAUGAUAUGGAUUCUGCAAAUGAUGCACCUAAACUAGUUAGUUAUGAAGAUUCACUAGAUUUCAGUUCACUGGAGAAUUGCGACAAUGGAUCUCAUGGGUUGUGGCCUAGGAAGCGAAGGAUGUCCGAACGAGAUGCAGCUUUUGGGCUGAACACUUCUGUGGGCUUGGGCGCGUAUCUUGGUAUAAUGGGAUCUCGAAGAGAUGUUGUUACUGCCAUGUGGAAGACUGGCCUAGAAGGGGUUUGGUACAAGUGCAUAAGAUGUCUGCGGCAGACUUCUGCCUUUGCUUCACCUGGUGCUGCCAACCCCCCUAACCAAAAUGAUCGAGAAAUGUGGUGGAUCAGCCGCUGGGCCUAUGGCUGCCCCAUGUGUGGUGGAACAUGGGUUCGAGUUGUAUAGCUAAGUGGAGGUUUGUGGCAUUGCGUGCAUUCGCUGCCCAUACACUAAAUGCAGAAGAUUUGCUGACCGCAAUUGUACAGAAGAGAGAUGUUGGAAAUCGUGACAUCUGAAUUUGAUUUCAAUAGCUUCUCUGCGUAUCACCUUGUAGGAUUCUAUUUAAAAGAAAAUAAUCCUGAUCUUUAUCUUUUGAUUUUGGGACUUUUGGCAACGUCCCACCAAAGCAUUUGGUUUCCAUGGUGUUUGAAGGCUCACAGCAAGGGAUCUUCGCAGACAGUACUAUUGUUGAUGUGGUUGCUGCUGGUGGAUCUAAGAUCAGGAACCUGUAUUAGGUGUCUUUGUUGAUCCCAUGCAAAAAUGAUAGUACUAUGGGGGAGUUCAUAGAAAAAUAUCCGGUUGGUCAGUGACGUGUAACAUAUAGAUAAUAGUCACUUAAGUAAACACCAUAGCAGAAAAAUAGCUGUGGCUCCUUAUUUGGAGAACUUUAAUGUUAUGAUCUUAAAUUAACCACCAGAUGACUGUAAAAGCUUUCUGAUUUUGGACAUGACAAGGACUUAAUCUCCCACGUGGCCUUGUAUUUAAAAAAAAAAAAAAAAAGCUGUGGCUGCGUGUGCUGCUAAAAGUGGUAUUGUAAUUGAUAGAGUAGAUGGGCAUUUUACUGGCUCCGUCUUUCUUGGUUUAAACAUGUAACAAUGUGUUUAUAUGAUGGUGUAGGUCAUGACGAGGAGACGCGAUAGUGGUAUUUUAAAAAGCUCUUGCAUUAA